This is a messenger RNA of Tupaia belangeri chinensis (Chinese tree shrew), 636 nucleotides long. It is a transcript of the gene TSTD1, whose product is annotated as thiosulfate sulfurtransferase like domain containing 1. Gene Ontology annotation, cellular component: cytoplasm. The record is from RefSeq and is a predicted model, not a curated record. The transcript has 4 exons. NCBI's taxonomy places the organism in Eukaryota, Metazoa, Chordata, Mammalia, Scandentia, Tupaiidae. Bases 79 to 492 code for a protein of 137 amino acids. Gene Ontology annotation, molecular function: thiosulfate-thiol sulfurtransferase activity.
CGCGGGAGGAGGGGUGGUGGUGCAGGAGGCGUGUCUUCACUUCCGGUUCCGGUCUCGCCUCCGGGAACGAGCUGGAGGAUGCAGGGCAAGCCAAGGGGGCGGGCCGGGGCUGCGUUCCAGCUAUUCCGUAUUGCAGCGCGCACCAUGGCUGGAGUGCCCACGGUCUCGCUCCCCGAACUCCGUUCGCUCCUAGCCUCCGGCCGGGCCCGGCUCUUCGACGUGCGCUCGCGGGAGGAGGCGGCCGCUGGAACCAUCCCGGGGGCGCUCAACAUCCCUGUGUCGGAGCUGGAGGGUGCCCUGCAGAUGGAGCCCGCUGCUUUCCGGGCGUUGUACUCCGCCGAGAAGCCAAAGCUGGAAGAUGAGAAUCUCGUUUUCUUCUGUCAGAUAGGCAAGCGGGGACUGCAGGCCACGCAGCUGGCCCAGAGCCUUGGCUACACCGGGGCUCGCAACUACCCUGGGGCCUACAGAGAAUGGUUGGAGAAGGAGGGUUAGGUCACAGGUGGCUUAGUGAUGGUCACUCUCCACCCCGUGGCCGCACAGCCAAGGGUGAUGAAGGGGUGACUUGAUGGGUUGACAACUCCUGAUGACCGAGCUGUGCACACAAAAAAAGCAUCCAAUAAAGAGCAUUUAAUCAAA